CGAAUCUAGGAACAGCAAUAAUUUAUUUCUGUGAAGAAACAUUGAAUGGACAAUGCAUUAGGUGAAGUACGCGGGAGGGUUUUCAAUGCCAGGAACAGCCACAUUCCCUCCCGUCACGUGACCGAGGACCCCCCGCAAAGCCCAGCCGACGUCCUGCUCAGACGAGCGCCGUUUCCGAACGCGACUGCGCAGCCAUUCAGGACGAUAAUCACCAACUUUGACCACGGUUUUUAAACCUUUAACGUCACCAUGAUGAUAAACGAGAUGAUGAGUGACGCGAUGCACGUCAGCGAUGCAUCGUCCGGAGACGAGGGCGGAAACUCGUUUGACGAUUCCGGCCUCCUUGGCACCACUGACAAGGACGAGGUGACAGCACAGUUGGCUAAUGCAGGUCCAGUGGGCGUGGCUGCGGCUGCUGCCAUAGCAACAGGCAGGAAGAGGAAACGGCCUCAUCAGUUUGAGACGAACCCCUCCAUCAGGAAGAGGCAACAGACUCGACUCACAAGGAAGCUGAAGAACCUGAUAGAUGAAUACAUCAUCAGGGUAGGCCAGCAGGCUGUUGUGCUGUGCUGUACUCCUGGCAAGCCAGAGGGCACGUUCAAGGUGUUCGGUGCCUCUCCACUGGACAGUGUGGUGCGUAACUGUCGUCAGGUGAUCAUGCAGGACCUGGAGGCAGCGCUAGCCCAGCAGGCCCCGCCCCCUCAGUCAGAGAACCCUCACCUACACGAGCUGCCCCCGCUGGUCAUCGAGGGGAUACCUGUACCUGUGGACAAGAUGACUCAGGCCCAACUGCGUGCCUUCAUCCCCAUCAUGUUGAAGUACUCCACUGGGAGGGGGAAGCCAGGCUGGGGGAAGGAGGCCACGCGGCCCGUCUGGUGGCCGUCCGACCUGCCCUGGGCAAACGUUAGGAGUGAUGUCAGAACAGAGGAACAGAAACAGCAGGUAUCCUGGACUCAUGCGCUGCGUACAAUCGUCAAGAACUGCUACAAGCAUCAUGGAAGGGAAGACCUGAUGAUGGAUGCAGAAAUCAACUCUGGCACUGACAACCAGCAGCCGACAACUCAGCUCCAAGUGCACCAAGUCAACGGUCAGCUGAUGCAGCCCCACACCAUGGUACAGACCAUCAACAACCCAGACGGGACCGUCUCUCUCAUACAGGUGGACACGGGGGCUACUGUGGCUACACUUACAGAUGCCAGCGCCAUCACUGUCUCACAGGGAGGUGACCUACAGGGAGAGAGGAACACUUACACUUGGGUUGAUGGGACGGUAUCCAGUCUUGUAGAUGGUGGAGCUAUUGCUGUGUCACAGCAGCCAAUGACAGUGGUUGCCCCCAACUUCCACACACUGAACACAGCCCAGCCCACGGUUACCAUAACAACUCAGAACACACAGGCAGAGGCAACACAGGCCGUGGCCACACUGGCAGAGGUGGCGGCUGCUACACAGGGAGAGGCAGGACAUGAGGGUCUGACCCAGGCCCACAUCACGCCGGUGUCGGUACAGGUGCAGAACGAGGCGGCAGCACAGGGAGUGGCCACGCUGGCGGAGGCAACCCUGUCGGACGGGAGUCAGAUCAUGCUGUCCACAGAAGGUGCGUUGGAUGGGACCGGUCAGGAAGCUGGUAGGUGCCACGUUUCCUUCCUUAUCCUUUCAUUCAUUCACUCACUCAUUCAGUCAUUCACUAACUUACUCAGCGGAACAUGGCAUUCCAACAUUAUCCAGACCAUGCAGCAGCAGCAACAACAACAGCCGCCGCCCCAGCCUCAACAGGUCACCACGGCCGUACCCCAGGUUGCCAUGGUACCCGAUUCCGUCAUCUCCGUGUCCGUCACGCAGGCGAACGAGACGUCGUCAGGCACGGGCGAUGUUCCCAUGGCAACACAUGCAGUGGAAGUGGUGACCCUCGAACAAGCUCAGCAGUAG
Messenger RNA from Branchiostoma belcheri (Belcher's lancelet), 1926 nucleotides. RefSeq names its product DNA-binding protein P3A2-like. Lineage: Eukaryota; Metazoa; Chordata; Leptocardii; Amphioxiformes; Branchiostomatidae. Gene Ontology annotation, molecular function: DNA-binding transcription factor activity, RNA polymerase II-specific; RNA polymerase II cis-regulatory region sequence-specific DNA binding. The transcript is spliced from 14 exons. Bases 250 to 1926 code for a protein of 558 amino acids. Gene Ontology annotation, biological process: regulation of transcription by RNA polymerase II. Gene Ontology annotation, cellular component: nucleus. The record is from RefSeq and is a predicted model, not a curated record.